AUGGCCCUCCAUCUCCAUCCUCCACCAACCAUGGCCGCGUACCGCUCCCUGCUGGUGGCCUUGCUCCUCGCGCUCUCCUCCUCCUCGUCGGCGUCGGCGGCGACCCCGUAUGGCUUCGAGUUCCCGCAGUUCAACGCCCCCGUCGCCGACGCCGGCUGCGACGGCAAGCUGGUCGCCGAGGAGGAGGCGCUCGCGCGCCGGGUCCCGCCGCUCAAGCUCCACAUGACCCAUCGCUCCGCCGCCGCGGGCGCGACGGGGACGGGCGCCUUCUUCCUCGACUCGGCCGAGAAAGACGCCGUCCGUAUCGAUACGAUGCAUAGGAGAGUCGCCCUGUCUGGCUCCGGCGCGGCCCAGCGGGGCUCGGGGCCAAGAAGGGCGUUGUCGGAGCGGGUCGUGGCCACGGUGGAGUCCGGCGUGGCGGUCGGCUCGGGGGAGUACCUGGUGGACGUGUACGUGGGCACGCCGCCCCGCCGGUUCCGGAUGAUCAUGGACACGGGAAGUGACCUCAACUGGGUGCAGUGCGCGCCCUGCCUCGACUGCUUCGAGCAGAGCGGGCCCGUCUUCGACCCGGCGGCGUCCACCUCCUACCGCAACGUCACCUGCGGCGACGCGCGCUGCGGCCUCGUCUCGCCGCCGGAGACAGCGGCGCCCAGGGAGUGCCGCAGGCCACGGACCGACCCCUGCCCGUACUACUACUGGUACGGCGACCAGUCCAACACCACCGGCGACCUCGCCCUCGAGGCCUUCACCGUCAACCUCACGGGCGCCGCCGGGACCCGGCGCGUGGACGGCGUGGCGUUCGGGUGCGGCCACCGCAACCGCGGCCUCUUCCACGGCGCGGCGGGGCUGCUGGGGCUCGGGCGCGGCCCGCUGUCGUUCGCGUCGCAGCUGCGCGGCGUCUACGGGGGGCACGCCUUCUCCUACUGCCUCGUGGAGCACGGCAGCGCGGCCGGGAGCAAGGUCAUCUUCGGCCACGACGACGCGCUGCUCGCGCACCCGCGGCUCAACUACACGGCCUUCGCGCCGGCCACGGGCACGGACACCUUCUACUACCUCCAGCUCAAGUCCGUCCUCGUGGGCGGGGAGGCGGUCAACAUCCCGUCCGACACCCUGGCCGCCGGCGGCACCAUCAUCGACUCCGGCACGACGCUGAGCUACUUCCCGGAGCCGGCGUACCGGGCGAUCCGGCAGGCGUUCAUCGACCGCAUGAGCCCGUCCUACCCGCUCAUCCCGGGGUUCCCGGUGCUGAGCCCGUGCUACAACGUGUCCGGGGCCGGAAAGAUCGAGGUGCCGGAGCUGUCGCUGGCGUUCGCGGACGGCGCGGCGUGGGAGUUCCCGGCGGAGAACUACUUCAUCCGGCUGGAGCCGGAGGGCAUCAUGUGCCUGGCCGUCCUGGGCACGCCGCGCUCCGGCAUGUCCAUCAUCGGCAACUACCAGCAGCAGAACUUCCACGUCCUCUACGACCUGGAGCUCAACCGGCUCGGCUUCGCGCCGCGCCGGUGCGCCGACGUCUAGGCCGGCCGGCCGGCCACCGUCCAUCAUCCAUUAUUCCAUUUUGACUGAUUGGUCGGCCGGUUGUGCUCCAUGUAGUACGUAGGUAGGCAAAAAGUGGCCGUGCUAACCGUAUCGGAAGAACGAACGAGCAAAGUGGGGUUGGGUGUAGCAAUUUUGGCACCGGGUUUUCGUACCUUAUUACGAAGCCGCGUACGUAGGUGGCUGCUAACGCUUUGGUUAUUUAUUUUUUUGCAAGACUUUGGGUCUUGUGUUCAUAUGUACUGCUCCAGAUGGAGUGCUCUGUUUAGAGUAGAUUACUGCUCAUUUUGUCUUAGAUGAUCUUGAAAUGGACAUAGAUGUAAAUAAUGUUGUUGAAAUUGCACA
This is a messenger RNA of Triticum dicoccoides, 1878 nucleotides long. RefSeq names its product aspartic proteinase nepenthesin-2-like. Lineage: Eukaryota; Viridiplantae; Streptophyta; Magnoliopsida; Poales; Poaceae. Gene Ontology annotation, biological process: proteolysis. The transcript has 2 exons. The record is from RefSeq and is a predicted model, not a curated record. Gene Ontology annotation, molecular function: aspartic-type endopeptidase activity. Bases 1 to 1515 code for a protein of 504 amino acids.